GCCCAAGAAAUAAAUAGAGGAACACUGAGGUCUCAACUCCAGAACAUUCCCUGAGCUCCGUCUUGUACCAAAGACCAACCCACAAGAGCUGCCUCAACAUGAAGUUGGUGAUGGUCUUCUUGCUGGCCGCCAUCCCCGCUUGCUGCUAUGCCAGUGGUUCUGGCUGCAAUGCAAUGGACGAUGCUAUUGCACAGACAGUUGACCCGUCCGUGUCUCUGGAAGAAUAUCACAAUAUGAUCAAGUCAUAUACAACUCUUCCUUAUGACACACAUGCUGUGGAUAAGUUCAAGCAAUGUUUUCUAGAUCAGUCUGAAGAGACUCUGGCCAAUGUUAACGUGAUGGUGUUUGUGGAGACAUUUGUGAAGGCCAUGGAAACUUUAGGACAGUGGUCCUUCACCUCCUAA
Messenger RNA from Phodopus roborovskii (desert hamster), 404 nucleotides. It is a transcript of the gene Scgb2a2, whose product is annotated as secretoglobin family 2A member 2. The record is from RefSeq and is a predicted model, not a curated record. NCBI's taxonomy places the organism in Eukaryota, Metazoa, Chordata, Mammalia, Rodentia, Cricetidae. Bases 99 to 404 code for a protein of 101 amino acids. The transcript has 3 exons. Gene Ontology annotation, biological process: androgen receptor signaling pathway.